CUGAGGACAACAACAACGACAUAAAAUCCUCGCCAUCACACCGGUCUAACUGGAAAAUUGCGGUAGCUUGCCUUUCCACUAUUUUUUAUACUGCCCCGCACGACAAGGACGAAAAUGAGUCCAUUCUUCGGAAAUGGCUCCUGAAUAAUGUGGAGUCUGUCGCUCCGGACAUUAUAGCUCGCCAUCAUGAACAGCUUUCGGGCCAAAUGUUGGUCGAUUUUCAAACUCCGACUUCACGCACGUGACGCUACUCCCUACGCCAUUGUCCAUGACCAAUUUUCCCGUACCACUAUCACGUUGAAGCGCCGAAGAGGACCCUCGCAGUCACCAAGCUCAUAACGCAAUGAAAAAUACUGCAAUUACACAUCAACUCGAUCAAGGAAACGCUUCCCUUUCCCUAACACCUCAUUUUUCCAGAUAUUCACCACAUAAAGAUCCCCUUAGCUCUCGGUCUAUGAAUGAAUGCAAAGAACCCGCAUGCCCCAUACUAGAGAUGACCUCUCAGUGCACUGACAAGUGUGUCGUCGUCGCCUGUAACGAUCCUACCCACCCUGAGCCCAGUUGCCACAUUGCAGACGGUGACAUGAUCUGCGAUAGCGCCUGUGUUCCUGACGAGGACUGCGGUGAUUGUUCUGGUCUUGAAGAAUUGCUGCAAUGCUGCACCGAUUAUCAUUCUUAUCUAUCCCAGCCAAAGUCCCUUGACCCAAGUCUCACACAGUUCAACUGGAACCCACAGUCAACAAAUGGUUUUGUCGAACAACAUGUACCCCGAUUUUCUCCAGAAUACAGUACCAUAGCCCCUUUGGGUAACGCUUCUCCCGAAUCGACUCAGUUCACACCCGUUGGCCUGCCACAACACCUACCACAGUUCUCACCAGAUAUGUUUACUUGUUUGUGGGGGGACUGUAAGGCUACAUUCCCAUCUCUUAUGGAGCUAGUCGGGCACGUCAACUUGGACCAUCUCCGCCCUCCAAGUUUAACGAAGGAAUCAGCCCCUCAGCAGAAUCAACAAUUCGACACCAAUACUAUGUCGUGCCACUGGGGAGACUGUGUUAUGUUACCCUGUACAGAAUCAAUUUCAAGCUCUUCGACAACCGUGUUUACAGAUACUGUCCUUGACGCUCUUACUACACACUUGAUGCAAGAUCAUUUUGGUAUCAAUUACCCUUUCCCACAAUCGAUGAUGGCGCGCACGGCAUUACCACCGGAAAUUAUUCCCCAUGACGAAACAUCCACAGACGUCCCUCCCUAUCCUUCACCUCUGGACAAGUCUUAUCCGCCAGACUCCCCCUCCCCGUUCACAGACGCCAUCAAACCUUGUAAAUGGAGUGGCGGUAAAGCACACUACGAGUGUUGCUGGGAGGGUUGCUCUCGGAAUGGGACGCAAGGAUUUUCAAGUAAACAAAAAGUCGCACGGCACAUGCAGUCGCACACAGGACAUAGGCCAUUUAAGUGUAAAAUAUGUAAUGCACAUUUCUCAGAAACAGCUACGCUGCAACAGCAUAUGCGGAGGCAUACCCAAGAGAAGCCAUACGUUUGUGAUUUUCCCGGGUGCGGCAAAGCGUUUGCUAUCACGGGUGCAUUGACGAUUCACAAGCGGACGCACAAUGGUUUCAAGCCGUUCAAGUGCAAGUUUUGCGAGAAGGCUUUCGCUGAGUCGUCGAAUCUGUCGAAACAUUUACGAACGCAUACAGGUGCACGCCCUUAUCCCUGUCCUGAGGGUGGGUGUGGAAAGUCUUUCGCGAGGCCGGACCAGCUUGCGAGACAUAUGGGUGUACAUAGAAAGAAGGACCCAGGACUGGGAAUGGAAUGAACACCUUGGGAUAAAAUGUGUUUAGUCAUUAUGUAUCUAUUAUGAAGAUAGUCCACGAGUUUUCGCAGUGGUGUCAAGCUAUUUAAGUUCACUUGAGCAAU
Suillus bovinus is the source of this 1914-nucleotide messenger RNA. RefSeq lists its product as uncharacterized. Gene Ontology annotation, molecular function: DNA-binding transcription factor activity, RNA polymerase II-specific; RNA polymerase II cis-regulatory region sequence-specific DNA binding. Gene Ontology annotation, biological process: central nervous system development; regulation of transcription by RNA polymerase II. The coding region runs from base 344 to 1813 and encodes 489 amino acids. Lineage: Eukaryota; Fungi; Basidiomycota; Agaricomycetes; Boletales; Suillaceae. The record is from RefSeq and is a predicted model, not a curated record. Gene Ontology annotation, cellular component: nucleus. The transcript is spliced from 10 exons.